Molecule: messenger RNA, 908 nt
Organism: Phragmites australis (common reed)
Lineage: Eukaryota; Viridiplantae; Streptophyta; Magnoliopsida; Poales; Poaceae
Product: RING-H2 finger protein ATL8-like
Exons: 1
Coding region: 80-628 (182 amino acids)
Source: RefSeq, a predicted model, not a curated record
GUGCCCAAGCUACCAUCAGCCAACAACAGCAGGUCAGCAGCAUAGCUCGUGACUCGCGCCAUCUCUGCUAGAGCCAGCCAUGGCUAGAACGCUCGUUGAAGCGGCCGCCGGCUCGCCGAGCUCGCCGGAAGACUCCCUCAACUCGGACAUGGUCCUCAUCCUCGCCGGACUGCUCUGCGCGCUCGUCUGCAUCCUCGGCCUCGGCCUCGUCGCGCGGUGCGCGUGCUCGCGGCGCUGGGCCACCGGGGGCCGGGCACCACAGGGUGCGGCAGGCGCGAACAAGGGCGUCAAGAAGGAGGUGCUGCGCUCGCUCCCGACUGUCACGUACAUCUCCGACCGCAGCAAGGCGGCGGAGGAGGGGGCUGAGGCGGACGAGUGCGCCAUCUGCCUCGCGGAGUUCGAGGACGGCCAGGACAUGCGCGUGCUGCCGCAGUGCGGCCACGGGUUCCACGCCGCCUGCGUCGACACGUGGCUGCGCGCGCACUCCUCCUGCCCGUCGUGCCGGCGGGUGCUGGCCGUGGAGCAGCUGCCACCCGGUGAGCGGUGCCGCCGCUGCGGCGUGCGCCCUGGCAUCAGCACGCUCUGGAAGGCGCCCUGCAGCGCCGAGGGGCCGGCGUUCUUGGCGUAGUGCUGUGCGCACUAUAGACAAGAACUAACCAAUGUGCAAGCUCAUUGGUUAACCAUUUUCUUUUCUUUUCUUGUUUAGCCUUGUAGGUUUCAAGGUUUCAUUGUUGUUUAGGUGUGAUCAGUGAGUAGUGACUAGCUGGGACCUGGGCUGGGAAUGUGGAGCAUUUGGGACAAGCAUCAAGAUAUGUGUACCUGAUUGAUGGAUAAAAAAAAUGUCCUUGUAACUUUUUUGUAAAUAUGUGCAAUGAUAUGAAUCUUGAAGUCAGUUUCAAUUGGGAGAA